Messenger RNA from Phytophthora megakarya, 705 nucleotides. Lineage: Eukaryota; Oomycota; Peronosporomycetes; Peronosporales; Peronosporaceae. The record is from the annotation of a GenBank genome assembly.
AUGGUGUUGGGCAUGCCGUGGCCUGAACGGCAUGACCCUAUUAUCGACUGGGAGAAGCGUACGGUCGUACGCUUCGGACGCCGCGGCGCAUCAGAGAGCGAUGGCCCUGUUAGUGCAGCGGAUACACCUAACGACACUUCUAGAAAGUUCUCCGCCGUAAGGCGUCGCGGUGACAACAGCGUGUCGACUCCGGGAGUUGACACGCCCUCGAUAUCAGAAUCGAGAAAGUUCUCCGACGUGAGGCGUCGAGGUGACAACAGUGUGUCAGCUCUGGGAGUUGCGACACACUGCUCCGCCGUAAGGCUUAGAGGUGACGACAAUGCAUCGAUAUCGGGUGUCGAUGCGACAAGUUGUGUGGACGGUUGCAAACGUCCAGCACUAAAGCUUGCGUGCUGUCGUCCAGCCGGGCUUCACGAAGCAGGGCGCGAUCAAGCCGGGCUUGAUGACGCGUGCCCGCGGGUACAAGAACCCGCCGGCGGUAUCAAGGAACAUUCGUCCAUGGCCGGGUCUGGACGAAACGCAAGUGAAUCCGGGAUUCACAAGAAGAAGCGACGGCGCAAGCACAAGACGCUGCGCAAGUCUCGGUCCUGUGUCUGCCGGGCAGACACAAGUGCCAACAGUGGCCGUCGAGACGUUGAACGUCUUGACGCGGGCCUGUACUGGGUAUCAGUACGAGAAGAUGGAGUUGGAGAACCCUCCGACUGA